Molecule: messenger RNA, 8959 nt
Organism: Peromyscus californicus insignis
Lineage: Eukaryota; Metazoa; Chordata; Mammalia; Rodentia; Cricetidae
Gene: Scn2a
Product: sodium voltage-gated channel alpha subunit 2
Exons: 27
Coding region: 281-6298 (2005 amino acids)
Biological process (GO): membrane depolarization during action potential; sodium ion transmembrane transport; neuronal action potential
Cellular component (GO): voltage-gated sodium channel complex; plasma membrane; axon
Molecular function (GO): protein binding; voltage-gated sodium channel activity
Source: RefSeq, a predicted model, not a curated record
ACAGACAGUGGGUACCAUCGAGUGAGUGAGUGUCAGAACAGAAAGCUAAGGCAGAAGCAGAGAGGAUGCAGUGAUCGCCCUGUCUUGGCUUUUCUUUUUUAGUAAGGAUAUUGCACAUGUGAGAUUUUACUUUCUGCUGUAGGCUGAAUUCUAGAGACCUGCAUUGGAGACUGUUAUAUUCAUCACGCACAUGGAUUCUGUGCUAUGAUUACCAUUCCCUUUAUUUCAGCACUUUCUUAUGCGAGGAGCUAAACAGUGAUUAAAGAAGCAGGAUGAAAAGAUGGCACAAUCAGUGCUGGUACCGCCAGGACCUGACAGCUUCCGCUUCUUUACCAGGGAAUCCCUUGCUGCUAUUGAACAACGCAUUGCAGAAGAGAAAGCCAAGAGACCCAAGCAGGAACGCAAGGAUGAAGACGAUGAAAACGGCCCAAAGCCAAACAGUGACUUGGAAGCAGGAAAAUCCCUUCCUUUUAUCUAUGGAGACAUUCCUCCAGAGAUGGUGUCAGAGCCCCUGGAGGACCUGGACCCCUACUAUAUUAAUAAGAAAACCUUUAUAGUAUUGAAUAAAGGGAAGGCCAUCUCCCGGUUCAGUGCCACCUCCGCCCUGUACAUCCUCACUCCCUUCAACCCCAUUAGAAAAUUAGCUAUUAAGAUUUUGGUACAUUCUUUAUUCAAUGUGCUCAUUAUGUGCACAAUUCUUACCAACUGUGUAUUUAUGACCAUGAGUAAUCCUCCAGACUGGACGAAGAAUGUGGAGUAUACUUUUACAGGAAUUUAUACUUUUGAAUCACUUAUUAAAAUACUCGCAAGGGGCUUUUGUCUAGAAGAUUUCACAUUUCUACGGGACCCCUGGAAUUGGUUGGAUUUCACAGUCAUUACCUUCGCGUAUGUAACAGAAUUUGUAAACCUAGGCAAUGUUUCAGCCCUUCGAACUUUCAGAGUCUUGCGAGCUCUGAAAACUAUUUCUGUUAUCCCAGGACUGAAGACCAUCGUGGGGGCCCUGAUCCAGUCGGUGAAGAAGCUGUCUGACGUCAUGAUCCUCACUGUGUUCUGUCUCAGUGUCUUUGCCCUAAUCGGCCUGCAGCUCUUCAUGGGCAACCUGAGGAAUAAAUGCUUGCAGUGGCCCCCAGACAAUUCUACCUUUGAAAUAAAUAUCACUUCCUUCUUUAAUAACUCAUUGGACUGGAAUGGUACUGCCUUCAAUAGAACAGUGAACAUGUUUAACUGGGAUGAAUACAUUGAAGAUAAAAGUCACUUUUAUUUUUUGGAAGGGCAAAAUGAUGCUCUGCUUUGCGGGAACAGCUCUGAUGCAGGCCAGUGUCCUGAAGGGUACAUCUGUGUGAAGGCUGGGAGAAACCCCAACUACGGCUACACGAGCUUCGACACAUUUAGCUGGGCCUUCUUGUCGUUAUUUCGUCUCAUGACUCAAGACUUCUGGGAAAACCUUUAUCAGCUGACCCUACGUGCUGCUGGGAAAACAUACAUGAUAUUUUUUGUGCUCGUGAUUUUCUUGGGCUCAUUCUACCUAAUAAACUUGAUCCUGGCCGUAGUGGCCAUGGCCUAUGAGGAACAGAAUCAGGCCACCUUGGAGGAGGCUGAACAGAAAGAGGCGGAGUUUCAGCAGAUGUUGGAGCAGUUGAAGAAGCAACAGGAGGAGGCUCAGGCAGCAGCUGCAGCCGCAUCUGCAGAAUCCAGAGACUUCAGCGGAGCAGGUGGGAUAGGCGUGUUCUCGGAGAGUUCUUCAGUAGCAUCAAAGCUGAGUUCCAAGAGUGAAAAGGAACUGAAAAACAGAAGAAAGAAAAAGAAACAGAAAGAGCAGGCUGGAGAGGAAGAAAAGGAAGACGCAGUGCGGAAAUCGGCCUCUGAGGACAGCAUACGCAAGAAAGGCUUCCGGUUUUCACUAGAAGGAAGUAGGCUGACCUAUGAGAAGAGAUUUUCUUCUCCACACCAGUCUCUAUUGAGCAUCCGAGGCUCCCUUUUCUCUCCAAGACGCAACAGUAGAGCAAGCCUUUUCAGCUUCAAAGGUCGAGUGAAGGAUAUUGGUUCUGAAAAUGACUUUGCAGACGAUGAACACAGCACGUUCGAGGACAACGACAGCAGAAGAGACUCUUUGUUUGUGCCACACAGACAUGGAGAAAGGCGUCCCAGCAAUGUCAGCCAGGCCAGUCGUGCCUCCCGAGGAAUACCCACUCUACCUAUGAAUGGAAAGAUGCACAGUGCAGUGGACUGCAAUGGCGUGGUGUCUCUGGUUGGAGGCCCUUCUGCCCUCACAUCUCCUGUAGGGCAGCUACUACCAGAGGGCACAACUACUGAAACAGAAAUAAGAAAGAGAAAGUCCAGUUCUUACCAUGUGUCCAUGGACUUAUUGGAAGACCCUUCGAGGCAAAGAGCAAUGAGUAUGGCCAGCAUUUUGACCAACACAAUGGAAGAGCUUGAAGAAUCCAGACAAAAAUGCCCACCUUGCUGGUACAAAUUUGCUAAUAUGUGCCUGAUUUGGGACUGCUGUAAGCCAUGGUUAAAGGUGAAACACCUUGUCAAUCUGGUAGUGAUGGACCCAUUUGUUGACCUGGCCAUCACCAUCUGCAUCGUGUUAAAUACGCUCUUCAUGGCCAUGGAGCAUUACCCCAUGACAGAGCAGUUCAGCAAUGUGCUGUCUGUCGGGAAUUUGGUCUUCACUGGGAUCUUCACAGCAGAAAUGUUCCUCAAGAUAAUAGCUAUGGAUCCAUAUUACUACUUCCAAGAAGGCUGGAAUAUCUUCGAUGGCUUUAUUGUAAGCCUUAGUUUAAUGGAACUCGGCUUGGCCAAUGUGGAAGGAUUGUCAGUUCUCCGAUCAUUCCGGCUGCUUAGAGUCUUCAAGUUGGCAAAAUCCUGGCCCACACUGAAUAUGCUCAUUAAGAUCAUUGGCAAUUCAGUAGGUGCACUGGGCAACCUGACCCUGGUGUUGGCCAUCAUUGUCUUCAUUUUUGCCGUGGUUGGCAUGCAGCUGUUUGGAAAGAGCUACAAGGAAUGCGUCUGCAAGAUUUCCAAUGAUUGUGAGCUUCCGCGCUGGCACAUGCAUGACUUCUUCCACUCCUUCCUGAUCGUGUUUCGUGUGCUGUGUGGAGAGUGGAUAGAGACCAUGUGGGACUGCAUGGAGGUCGCUGGCCAGACCAUGUGUCUCACUGUCUUCAUGAUGGUCAUGGUGAUUGGGAACCUCGUCGUUCUGAACCUCUUCCUGGCCUUGCUCCUCAGCUCUUUCAGCUCUGACAACCUUGCUGCCACAGAUGACGAUAACGAAAUGAACAACCUCCAGAUCGCAGUGGGAAGGAUGCAAAGGGGAAUUGAUUUUGUUAAAAGGAAAAUACGUGAAUUCAUUGAGAAAGCCUUUGUCAGAAAGCAGAAAGCUUUGGAUGAAAUCAAACCCUUGGAAGAUCUGAAUAACAAGAAAGACAGCUGUAUCUCCAACCACACGACCAUAGAAAUAGGCAAAGACCUCAAUUAUCUCAAAGACGGAAACGGGACAACCAGUGGCAUAGGCAGCAGUGUGGAGAAGUAUGUGGUAGAUGAGAGUGAUUACAUGUCGUUCAUAAACAACCCCAGCCUCACUGUAACUGUGCCCAUUGCCGUUGGAGAGUCUGACUUUGAAAACUUAAAUACGGAAGAGUUCAGCAGCGAAUCAGAUAUGGAGGAAAGCAAAGAGAAAUUGAAUGCAACUAGUUCAUCUGAAGGCAGUACAGUUGAUAUAGGUGCUCCAGCAGAGGGAGAGCAGCCAGAGGCUGAACCAGAAGAAUCCCUUGAGCCAGAAGCCUGUUUCACAGAAGACUGUGUGAGAAAAUUCAAGUGUUGUCAGAUAAGCAUAGAAGAAGGCAAAGGCAAGCUCUGGUGGAACCUGAGGAAGACAUGCUACAAGAUCGUGGAGCACAACUGGUUUGAGACCUUCAUCGUCUUCAUGAUCCUGCUCAGCAGCGGUGCUCUGGCCUUUGAAGACAUAUAUAUCGAGCAGCGAAAGACCAUCAAGACCAUGCUGGAGUAUGCUGACAAGGUUUUCACUUACAUCUUCAUCCUGGAGAUGCUUCUAAAGUGGGUUGCUUAUGGUUUCCAAAUGUAUUUCACCAAUGCCUGGUGCUGGCUGGACUUCCUGAUUGUUGAUGUAUCAUUGGUUAGCUUAACUGCAAAUGCCUUGGGUUAUUCAGAACUUGGUGCCAUCAAAUCCCUCAGAACGUUAAGAGCUCUAAGGCCUCUCAGAGCCUUAUCCCGAUUUGAAGGAAUGAGGGUUGUUGUAAAUGCUCUUCUGGGUGCCAUCCCAUCCAUUAUGAAUGUACUUCUGGUCUGCCUGAUUUUUUGGCUAAUAUUCAGUAUCAUGGGUGUGAAUCUCUUUGCUGGCAAGUUCUAUCAUUGCAUCAACUAUACCACUGGGGAAAUGUUUGACGUGAGUGUGGUCAACAACUUCAGUGAGUGCCAAGCGCUCAUAGAGAACAACCAGACAGCCAGGUGGAAGAAUGUGAAAGUCAACUUUGAUAAUGUGGGACUUGGAUAUCUUUCUCUGCUUCAAGUAGCCACAUUUAAAGGAUGGAUGGACAUCAUGUAUGCAGCUGUUGACUCAAGAAAUGUAGAAUUGCAACCCAAAUAUGAAGACAAUCUCUACAUGUACCUUUACUUCGUCAUCUUCAUUAUUUUCGGCUCAUUCUUCACACUGAAUCUUUUCAUUGGUGUCAUCAUAGACAACUUCAACCAACAGAAAAAGAAGUUUGGAGGUCAAGACAUCUUUAUGACAGAAGAACAGAAGAAAUACUACAAUGCAAUGAAGAAGCUGGGAUCCAAGAAACCUCAAAAACCCAUACCUCGACCUGCUAACAAAUUUCAAGGGAUGGUCUUCGAUUUUGUAACCAAACAAGUCUUUGACAUCAGCAUCAUGAUCCUCAUCUGCCUCAACAUGGUCACCAUGAUGGUGGAAACUGACGACCAGAGUCAGGAGAUGACCAACAUACUGUACUGGAUCAACCUGGUGUUCAUUGUCCUGUUCACUGGCGAGUGUGUGCUUAAGCUCAUCUCCCUCCGCUAUUACUAUUUCACCAUUGGAUGGAAUAUUUUUGAUUUUGUGGUGGUCAUUCUCUCCAUUGUAGGAAUGUUUCUGGCCGAGCUGAUAGAGAAGUACUUUGUGUCCCCUACCCUGUUCCGAGUCAUCCGCUUGGCCAGGAUUGGCCGAAUCCUACGCUUGAUCAAAGGCGCCAAGGGGAUCCGCACGCUGCUGUUCGCGCUGAUGAUGUCCCUUCCUGCGCUGUUCAACAUCGGCCUCCUGCUUUUCCUGGUCAUGUUCAUCUAUGCCAUCUUUGGGAUGUCCAACUUUGCCUACGUUAAGAGGGAAGUUGGGAUUGAUGACAUGUUCAACUUUGAGACCUUCGGCAACAGCAUGAUCUGCCUGUUUCAAAUCACCACCUCAGCAGGCUGGGACGGACUGCUGGCACCUAUAUUAAAUAGUGGACCUCCCGACUGUGAUCCUGAAAAAGAUCACCCCGGAAGCUCGGUGAAGGGGGAUUGUGGGAACCCAUCCGUGGGGAUUUUCUUUUUUGUCAGCUACAUCAUCAUAUCCUUCCUGGUUGUGGUGAACAUGUACAUCGCCGUCAUCCUGGAGAACUUCAGUGUCGCCACGGAGGAAAGUGCAGAGCCCCUGAGUGAGGACGACUUUGAGAUGUUCUAUGAGGUCUGGGAGAAGUUCGACCCUGAUGCCACUCAGUUCAUAGAGUUCUGCAAGCUCUCUGACUUUGCGGCUGCCCUGGAUCCUCCCCUUCUCAUCGCAAAGCCCAACAAAGUCCAGCUCAUUGCCAUGGAUCUGCCCAUGGUGAGCGGAGACCGCAUCCACUGCCUGGACAUCUUAUUUGCUUUUACGAAGCGGGUUUUGGGUGAGAGCGGAGAGAUGGACGCCCUUCGAGUCCAGAUGGAAGAGCGGUUCAUGGCUUCCAACCCCUCCAAAGUCUCCUAUGAGCCGAUUACCACCACGUUGAAACGCAAACAAGAGGAGGUGUCGGCUAUUGUCAUUCAGAGAGCGUACCGGCGCUAUCUCCUGAAGCAGAAAGUUAAGAAAGUUUCCUCUAUAUACAAAAAGGAUAAGAGCAAAGAAGGUGAGGGAACGCCCAUCAAAGAGGACAUCAUCAUCGAUAAACUAAACGAGAAUUCAACUCCAGAGAAAACUGACGUGACACCUUCCACCACGUCUCCACCUUCCUACGACAGCGUGACCAAACCAGAGAAGGAAAAAUUUGAGAAGGACAAAUCGGAAAAGGAGGACAAAGGGAAAGAUAUCAGGGAAAGUAAAAAGUAAAAAAUAAAUAAAUAAUAAAAUUAAAAUAAAAAAAAAAACAAACAAGAAUAUUCCAUUUUGUGAUCAACUGUUUACAGCCUGAGUUGGUGAUGUAUCUGUGACUCCCUCAGGAGGUCUAUGCCAAACUGACUGUUUCUACAAGUGUAUACUUAAGGUCAGUGCCUAUAACCAGACAGGACCUCGGGUCAGCCGACGGGGACUCACUCCACCCGACACACAGCAGGGACAGGAGGUUUCUGUUUUCACAACCAGCUGACAUUGCUGAAGAGGACAGCGAUGGCUACUCAGACUACAGGAACAAGGGACACGGGGAGGGAAGUUCAAUUUUGAUGUAAAUUUAACACGUGACACUUGAUAGCAGUAACUGUCACCACUGUUUGUGUUUUAACUGCCACACCUGCCAUAUUUUUACAAAAUGUGUGCUGUGAAUUGAUCACCUUUUCUUUUUCUUUUUAAAUUCACGGGUUGUUUACUCUUAUACGUGACUAUUUUUGUAAAUGGGUUUACGUUUGGGGAGAGGGAUUAAGGAGGGGAUUCUACAUUUCUCUAUGUAUAACGAGAUCUAUUUUCAAUGAAGGCAUGCUGCAGUUCUCAUUCACACGUGAAACUAUCCCAUCACACAAGGAAAGGGUUCACUUCUUAUUUCAGGAUGUUUUUAGAUUUUUGAGGUGCUUAAAUAGCUAUCCAUAUUUUUAAGGUGUUUCAUCCAGAAGAAUUUUAAUGUGCCUGUAAAUGUUCCAUAGAAUCACAACCAUCAAAGAGUUGUUUUAUUUUUACAUAUCUCAUUAUAUGUACAUGUAUAUAUGUAUAUAUGUAUAUGGCCGUGUAUAUACAUAUAUAUGUAUACACACAUGCAUACACAUGCACACACAGACCAUCACAUGCUCAGAGUCCUGGCAGCAUGACUGUAACAUUUUUUGAUAAGUGUCCUUUGGCAAAAAAUAUCCUAUCAAUCCUUUCUAAGAAACCCGAACUGACCAAAAACCAUCCCCACUGCCACUUUCUGAAGCUGAUUCUGCUUUCUCCUGCAGUAUUGUUUAGCCAUCUUCUGCUCUUGGUAAGGUUGACACAGUGUAUGUCAAUUAAAAAAAAAAAGUCUGCUUUGUAAAUAGUAAUUUUACCCAGUGGUGCAUGUUUGAGCAAACAAAAAUGAUUUAAGCACAGUAUUACUGCAUCAAAUAUGUACCACAGUUAAGUAUAGUUUGCAAGCUUUCAACAGGUGACAUGGUGUCAUUGGUUCCCUUAGAAUCUGAAGCUGUUACUGCUGCAUGUCUCUCUUGCUGAUGCUGCUGUAUCUUGACCCUUCCGCUGUUCAGAAGUCUAAAAGGGAAGCCAUAUGUCAGAGCGAAGGCAGGCAAAUCAUUGCAUCAGGAACGCAUUCUCCAUGACACUGAGCAAUGGGUUACUACAGUAAAUGAGGAAGAGCUCCCCUGUUCUAUGUCCUCUCGACCUUCACUGAACACUCUGGUGAGAAGUCGGACCGUGUAAACAAGUGGCAAACUGCUGAGAUCUGUUGAAAGUGUAUGGUUAGAGUUUUCUAAGAAAAUAUAAAUAUUGUAAAAAAGGGGGUUCAUUUUACGUUAUUUUUCAGCCUUUUGUACAUAAAAUGAAAAAUUAAAAGUAUCUUCAGGUGGAUGUCACAGUCAUAUCAUUAGUUUCUGUUCCCAGCACUUCUUAAUUAAGGCACGUCACAAAGUAAGAGAUGAAGACUGAGAGGCGGUGUAGGUUUCUGCUCUCAUUGUUGGUACUGUGGACUUGCACGUAUUUCUACAGUUCUCAAGCCAAGUCGAGUGUUCAUUUGCUUUCAGUAGUAACGCCUCAUCAUUGACAAGAGGUUUCAACGGGAGCAGAUGAUACUCUUGGCAUGGCUUGAAUGGGAUGUCCUCACCUAGCAUUUUCCCCUAGAAUUCAUCCAUCUUUCCUAAUGUUUGUUUACACAGAUAGAUAGAUGGAUAGAUAGAAUUUUACUGACCCACAUGGCACUAGAGCUGUAUCAGAUAUGAUAUAGGAACCAAACUUCCUUUCUUCCCUUCUUCCUUCCUUCCUUCCUUCCUUCCUUCCUUCCUUCCUUCCUUCCUUCCUUCCUUCCUCCUUCCUUCCUUUCCCUUUCUUUCUUUGUUUCUUUGUUUCUUUCUUCUCUCUCUCUCUCUCUCUCUCUCUCUCUCUCUCUCUCUCUCUCUUUCUCUCUCUCUUCUCUCCCACAAAACCAAGUAGUGAAAUGAUAUUACCAAUUACAGCAAAACAUUUUGUUUCACAAACAACAUUCAAUGUAGUUUCUUUAUACUAAAGCUAUUGACUUGUAGUGUGUUGGUGAAUGCAUGCAGGAAAAUGCUGUUACCAUAAAGAGCAGUAAGCCACAUUACAAUCAAGCCAAAAGAAUAAAGAUUUUUGCUUUUGUUUCUGUAUUUAUUGUUUUGUCUGUGUUUCUAUCUUCGAGAUGCCAUUUAGAGGUAAAUUUCUAUCGUGUAAAAAUUAUCUAUCUGAAAAUUUAAAUGUAAAAAGUACACAUUAAGUAUAAUUAUUCAUCUUUAAAUUUUUCAUGGACUGGAAGCUAAGAAGAGUGUAUUGGAUAUUUAGUUUUAAUAUUGGCCAAAAAGCCCCAGCUAUGGCACCUGGUAGAGUAGCGGGAAGUUAAAAAGAUUAAUAAAAAUUUGACUAACA